Aplysia californica (California sea hare) is the source of this 2523-nucleotide messenger RNA. RefSeq names its product mitotic spindle assembly checkpoint protein MAD1. The transcript is spliced from 16 exons. The record is from RefSeq and is a predicted model, not a curated record. Gene Ontology annotation, biological process: attachment of mitotic spindle microtubules to kinetochore; mitotic spindle assembly checkpoint signaling. Gene Ontology annotation, cellular component: mitotic spindle; kinetochore; nuclear envelope. NCBI's taxonomy places the organism in Eukaryota, Metazoa, Mollusca, Gastropoda, Aplysiida, Aplysiidae. The coding region runs from base 178 to 2430 and encodes 750 amino acids.
AACAUCUCUGAUUGAACAAAACAAACAAAAUGGCGCCCAGAUGAGCACCUCCAAGAAAAAAGCAGAGAUCGAAGGCGUUGGGUAUUCUCUAGAUCUAGAGAUCUUUCCGGUUAUGUUGUGUAACACGUUCAUUGGAAAUACUUACUCUGUAACUGAUUGGCACAUUGUGAAUUGAAAAUGGAUUCUUUUGAGGAUAACACAGAAUUGGUGAAGAUGAAGAGGAAAUUUGCUGCCUCACACGACGAAGACGACACAUUUAAUUUCAGCAAAACGCGCCAUAAUCUUCUCCGUGAUUUUGAUGAAACCCCUGCCAAAGUGAGAAAAGCUUCUGAAAUGACAACUAAAGGUCCACUCUUCGGCAGUAAACCGAAAGAUUUUGCUGUAGCAAGAAAAGAAGCGAGUUUGAUGGAAGCAGAGAUCAUUACCUUGAAAACCUCAAUCACUCAGCUGCAAGAUCGUCUCUCUUCCUCUGAAACUGUUUCACGUCAAUCUCAGAUUGAUCACGAAAAGGAAAUUGCGAAGUUCAGAGCUGAAAAAGAGAGAGAUGCUAAUAAAGUGAGUGAGCUUCACUCGAAACUGCAGUAUGUCAUGGAAAAAGAGAGAAACGCCAGAGAGACGCUUAACAGCCUGGAGAAAGACCUGUCAAGUCAGAAAUGGGAAAUGGAUAAGAAGAUUUCUGCUGCUCAGAAAGAGAAAAGAAGUGCAGAGGAUAAAGCUCAGGCGCAAAAACAAAAAUGGCACGAGGCUGAGUCAAACCUCCAUGACCAAAUUAUUCAGCAAAAGAAAGAAAUCAUCAAACUUCAGAGUAUGUAUGGUGAGGCACAAGCUCAGCUUUCCUUAAGAGAAAGACGUGAUACAAGCAACACUGUGCAUCUCUCAGAGGUGGAUGAUUUGAAGAAACAGCUGAAAGCUGCCCAGGAAAAAGUAAAGGCCCUAGAAAGCCAGUUGGCAGAGCAUGCUGACAAUCUUGUGGUUACAAAAGCUCUGAAGGAAGACCUAGAUCUUGUACCCAAAAUGAAAAGUGACUUAGAGAAGUUGCGAUUGGACAACGAGCAGCUAAGGUAUAAUGAGCAAAACUGCUUGUUGCUUGAGGAAGAGGUACGGAGUUUGAAAAAAAAAUUGGAACUUGCAGAAACAGAAAAUAAGCGGAUCGUUGAACUCGAGGUUACCAAUGAGGAGCUGCAGGGUAGACUGACGAGAUGGGAAGUCAGUGACAGCAGUGGGAGCCGAAGGCCGCAGUCUCCAAGUUCUUUAUCAAGACGUGUCACGGAACUGGAGACAUCUCAAGCAUCUUUGACCCUUAAGGAAGGAGAACUGCAAACUUUGGCUAACAGUACGAAGUUAAGACUGGAACAAGCUCAGAACGCAAACCAGAAGUUAUCAGCUGAACUGGCAAAGGAGAGGAACCUUGUGACUCAGCACAGUGAUCUUAUCAAGAGACUGAAGAGAAAAGUCUUACUGCUAUCUAAGGAACGAGACAGUUACAAAAGUCUUCUGGAUUCCUAUGAGAAUGAAGUGACGUGCAACUUUGAUGUCCAGAAGCAGGCCCACACACAACGGCAAGAGGAUGUACUGCAGAAUUACAGAACGGAAGCUGCACAGCUGGAGGCAGAGAUUAGUCGUCUGACAGAAAGACUAGCGGAGACACAGCAAAGACUUGAUGCUGCUCAGCAAGAACUGCACACGUUCAAGUCAUCAGAUAAACACUCAUCUUCUGUGCGGCACGAACAAGACAUAAGAAAAGCGCGGGAGCAGGUAGCUGAACUUGAAAUCAAACUAGCAAAGGUUGAAAGUGAAAGAGACAUCCUGGAGGCACGUAUUGAACAAAGGCAUCUACAAGGGGAUUAUGAUCCUUCGAAGACCAAGAUUGUUCAUAUUUCUAUGAACCCAUGCGCAGUGGCUCAAAAGACUCGACAGGAGGAAUGGGAAAGUCUACACCAGGAAGUGGAAAUGCUGAGGAAAAGAAAUAAAAUUCUGGAAGAGCAAGGGGGAGAAGUGGAAGACCUCACUAUUCAGGUGAAGGAGAAACUGCAGCAUCCUUCACCCAGCAAAGAACUCGAAGAGAUGAAGGCGCAGGUGAAGAGAGAGGAAAUGAGAAACCAGCGUCUCAUGGAGGUCUUCAAGAAGACAAGCCAAGAAUUUCGAGAAAUUUGUUACCAACUAACUGGGUACAAAAUAGAUAUACCCUGCUCCAACCAGUAUCGCCUCACCAGUAUGUAUGCAGAAUCGCCCAGGGAUCAUCUCCUUUUCCAGCAAAAUGCUCAAGGCGAAAUCCAGAUGCUCGAGACAGAUUUCUCUACCACUCUUCAGGAAGCCAUGGAGUUAUACUUAAAGAGGCAGCAAAGCAUUCCUGUCUUCCUCAGCAGCAUUACAAUGGACUUGUUCAGUCGACAGACUAUCCUGACGGAGUCGUUCAGUGAUAACAGAUAGAUUUACAAACCUUUUUUUUUGGUCUCAUUUACAUACUUACUACUCUGCUAUGUCAUUGUUGAAUAAAGAAAUAUGAAAAUGAUUUAGAAAAAU